AUGAACUCCAUACGUCAAAUUCAGGCGCUGAACAAGCGCGAGCUUGAAAACGCAGUAACACCCGAAGCUUCCUGGCACGCCGACUACCGUGAUACAGCAUACAUUUACAUCGGCGGCUUACCCUUUGACCUGUCCGAAGGUGACAUCGUGACAAUUUUCUCCCAGUAUGGCGAACCGGUUCACGUCAAUCUCAUACGUGACAAAGACACAGGCAAAAGCAAGGGCUUCGCAUUUCUCAAAUACGAAGAUCAGCGGAGUACGGAUCUUGCGGUCGAUAACUUGGGAGGUGCGACCGUGAUGGGUCGUGUGCUACGAGUUGACCAUACCCGAUACAAGAGGAAAGAGGAAGAGGGAGAGGAGGAUAAUGUGGCAACAAUCAUGGGCCAGAAUGCGAGAGGGGCUAGAGGCGAGGACGAAGAUACAGAUACUGAACGACGGCGCAAAAGCCGAAGGGGAGAUACUAAUGAAAGUGAUGUUGAAGAAAAGCCACGGCCGAUGCUCAAGGAAGAAAGAGAGUUGGCUGAGUUAAUGCGAGAUCAUGAUGACGAGGAUCCUAUGAAGGAAUACCUUAUCCAAGAAAAGAAGGAGGAAGUUGCCAGAGCCCUCGAAGUUUUCAAAGCAAGCGAGAAGAAGUCAUCGACUCGACGGAAAGACAGUCGUGAGCGCUCGCACAGACAUCGCCAUCAUCGACGCAGACGAAGUGAGGACAGAUCUCGCGAAAGAUCCCACAGGGAUCGAGACGAGACUAGUCAUAGAGAACGACACCGCCGUGACCGAUCAGAGUCUCCUCGUCGAAGACGAGAAAGGUCAAGAGAGCGAUCUAGACGCGAGCGAGAUUAA
Molecule: messenger RNA, 840 nt
Organism: Talaromyces marneffei
Lineage: Eukaryota; Fungi; Ascomycota; Eurotiomycetes; Eurotiales; Trichocomaceae
Exons: 2
Coding region: 1-840 (279 amino acids)
Biological process (GO): mRNA splicing, via spliceosome
Cellular component (GO): U2 snRNP; catalytic step 2 spliceosome; precatalytic spliceosome
Molecular function (GO): RNA binding
Source: RefSeq, a predicted model, not a curated record